AAAAAAAAAAGGGUCCGUUACCGGGAGGAAGAGGGCGAGCGUCCUGCACGAGGACAGGUCACCAUGACGACAGAGACAGGUGAGCCUCAGGAGGCCAGAGAGGAGGCGGAGUCUUUCCCUGAAGCCGCCGCCCACUCCACGCCCAAACAGAGCCAAGCUCAAAGCUCCUUGGCAGAGGACUCGACGAGUCACCUGUCGUCGAGCAUCUCUCGCUCACCUGGCCGGGUGCUGAGCUUCAGGACGAUGCAGAGCCGCGUGGCGCUGCUCGACGGGUCCGAGUUCACCUGCACCGUGGAG
Messenger RNA from Trematomus bernacchii (emerald rockcod), 297 nucleotides. Its product is annotated as band 4.1-like protein 3. The transcript has 3 exons. The record is from RefSeq and is a predicted model, not a curated record. The annotation marks the transcript as partial. NCBI's taxonomy places the organism in Eukaryota, Metazoa, Chordata, Actinopteri, Perciformes, Nototheniidae.